UUGACUGUGCUCAGGGGCUGAGAUUUGAAACCAGGUCCAAAUGCUUCCAUGUUUCCACGAGACUUACUGCUUCCUUUGGACUUAACGUUUUGCAAUGGACUAUUCUUGGGUCUACGAUUACUCUGGGGUAAAAGUGGUGGCAUUUUAGUCUAAAUAAUAGUGAAGACCCUAGGAAAAUUUGUCAUUCUUCUAGAUUAAGAAUCAAUCUAUAUCAAGUAACUAAGGCCUAACCCUUCACACAUGUACGCAAUUAUGCAAAUCGUAUGUGGGGAUUGGGGUCUUGGUUCCAGAUAGUAAUUAUAAUCUAUCCCCCACGACUUCCUGUUCGCCAUAAACUGAUUCUUGUCAUUGCCCAUUGAUGCUGUCACCCUUCCAUUACACAAAACAUUUUGGAGACUUUCAGUUUUUCCUAAAAAUACUGGAACUCAAGUGUUACUUCUUAUUACAUAAUCGGACAGGUUUUCAAAACAUUAGUUACCAUUUUGCCUUGCAGUGAGGUAGCAAAUAUUUAAGCAUGCUCGUUUUCAUCUGUUUCAGGAGAGAGUCUUUCGGACCCCCGCCCCCACGCCAGGUGACUUUCCUAAGGAAGCUACAAGUCACACUGCGCCAAGAAACGUCCGUGUUUUCUUCCGCUGCAGACAAAAUGAAUAUUCCCUUGCUGCUCCAACACCCUCACCAGCGUGUCCUAAAAGGCCUUCUGAGAACACCUUUCCCACGGUACCACUGCAUCUUUCGCCCAAGCGCCCGUCUGGGGGCAGGGAGCCCCCGCGCCCGCCCAUCGGACUCCCCUGGACUCCACUGCGCACAGCGGAUGCUGCCGUCAGGUUGUUUACGGAGACCAUUAUGCGUACACGCAACCUUAAAGGAACACACAGAAGGACUUUCUGAUAAAGAACAAAGAUUUGUGGAUAAACUUUAUACAGGUUUAAUCCAAGGGCAAAGGGCCUGCUUAGCAGAGGCCAUAACUCUUAUAGAAUCAACUCACAGAAGGAAAAAAGUCUUAGCCCAGGCGCUGCUUCAGAAAGUACUGGUCUACCACAGAGAGCAAGAACGAUUAAAUAAAGGAAAACCACGAGCAUUUCGAGUGGGAUUGUCCGGCCCCCCUGGUGCUGGAAAAUCAACCUUCAUAGAGUAUUUUGGCAAAAUGCUCACUGAGAGGGGGCACAAGCUGUCCGUGCUGGCCGUGGACCCUUCGUCUUGCGCUAGCGGGGGAUCCCUCUUGGGUGACAAAACCCGAAUGACUGAGUUAUCGAGAGAUAUGAAUGCGUACAUCAGGCCGUCUCCUACUAGAGGCACCCUGGGAGGGGUGACAAGGACCACCAAUGAAGCUAUCCUGCUGUGCGAAGGAGGGGGCUACGACAUCAUUCUCAUCGAGACCGUAGGUGUGGGGCAGUCGGAGUUCGCUGUUGCCGACAUGGUUGACAUGUUCGUGUUACUGCUGCCACCAGCAGGAGGGGAUGAAUUGCAGGGUAUCAAAAGAGGUAUAAUUGAGAUGGCAGACCUGGUGGCCAUCACCAAGUCCGACGGGGACCUGGUAGUGCCGGCGCGCAGGAUCCAGGCGGAGUACGUGAGCGCGCUGAAGCUGCUCCGCCGGCGCUCGGGAGUCUGGAAGCCGAAGGUGGUUCGUAUUUCUGCCAGAAGUGGAGAGGGGAUUGCCGAAAUGUGGGACAGGAUGAGAGAAUUCUGGGACCUGAUGCUUGCCAGCGGGGAGCUGACCGCCCGGCGGCAGCGGCAGCAGAAGGUCUGGAUGUGGAACCUCAUCCGGGAGAGCGUGCUGGAGCACUUCAGGGCCCACCCCACGGUCCGGGAGCAGAUUCCUCUGCUGGAGAGGAAGGUCCUCAGUGGCGCCCUGCCCCCAGGCCUGGCGGCGGACUUGCUGUUGAAAGCUUUUCAAGCACGGACUAAUGAGAUGUAUCCUAUACACUAAUUUUCCAUAUCGUAUCAUAAAGUGUUUUCAUUUUGAAA
Molecule: messenger RNA, 1965 nt
Organism: Phyllostomus hastatus (greater spear-nosed bat)
Lineage: Eukaryota; Metazoa; Chordata; Mammalia; Chiroptera; Phyllostomidae
Gene: MMAA
Product: metabolism of cobalamin associated A
Exons: 7
Coding region: 515-1927 (470 amino acids)
Cellular component (GO): cytoplasm
Molecular function (GO): ATP hydrolysis activity; GTP binding; GTPase activity
Source: RefSeq, a predicted model, not a curated record